CAUAUCUCUCUCUAACUCUUCCAAUAGGUUCUUGAUCUUGUGCAACCAUGCGUCCACCGGUGAAGAGAGUUGAUUACAAGGUAGGAGAUAAAGUUGAAGUAUGCAGCAAAGAAGAAGGGUUUGUAGGUUCGUACUUUGAAGCUACAAUUGUUUCAUGUCUAGAGAGUGGAAAAUAUGUGAUCCGUUACAAGAAUCUUCUUAAAGAUGACGAAUCGGAACUUCUUAUGGAAACACUUUUUCCAAAAGAUCUUCGUCCAUUACCGCCACGUGUUCAUAAUCCUUGGAGGUUUGAACUCAAUCAGAAAGUUGAUGUGUUUGAUAACGAUGGUUGGUGGGUAGGGGAAAUCGCUAGCGAGAAGAUCUUAAUGGAAAAGAGUUACUACUAUAGUGUGUAUUUUGACUAUUGCCAUCAAACUAUUUACUACCCUUGUGAUCAGAUUAGGGUUCAUCAAGAAUUGGUUUGGGGAGACUGGAUCUUUGAGGCAUAACUCAUAUAUCACACCACCAGGAUUGUUAUAUCAAGAUUCUUGUUCUUGUCGCUGAAACUACGAUAUAUAAUACAUGGUUAUCAGUUAUAUUGUAUUUACAAAUUGUAGACAUUGUCCCUGUUGAAUGUAUUUCGAAUUGUUUAUUGGCAAUAAUAAAU
Messenger RNA from Medicago truncatula (barrel medic), 646 nucleotides. RefSeq names its product protein AGENET DOMAIN (AGD)-CONTAINING P1. The record is from RefSeq and is a predicted model, not a curated record. NCBI's taxonomy places the organism in Eukaryota, Viridiplantae, Streptophyta, Magnoliopsida, Fabales, Fabaceae. The transcript has a single exon. The coding region runs from base 48 to 488 and encodes 146 amino acids.